AUGCAUCCAAUAGGUGCCAUUUGUGUUGGAUGACUGAUUCUGAUACUCUCAUGAUUUGAUAGAAUUUAUGCGGUAUAGCGGCUAGUUGGACAAUUUGCGUUAUUUUCGUGUAGAUAAGUAACAUUGUGCAUUUCAACGAUUUUAAGUGCGACAGAACUCUUGAUAAUUAAUUCACACUUUAUAUUGUAUUUUAACGAUCGCAUUAUUAACGACGACGCUUAAAUAAUUGCAGAUCAAAAUGUCUACUACAUCACAGAAGCAUAGAAAUUUUGUAGCGGAACCAAUGGGAGAUAAGCCUGUAACCGAACUUGCUGGUGUUGGAGAGGUAUUAGGCAAAAGAUUAGAAGCUGUAGGUUUUGAUAAGGCAUAUGUAGUACUAGGACAAUACUUAGUACUAAAAAAGAAUAAGGAAUUGUUUCAAGAAUGGAUGAAAGAUACCUGUUCAGCAAAUGCAAAACAAUCAAUGGAUUGUUAUCAAUGUCUUACGGAUUGGUGUGAAGAAUUUUUGUAAAGUAGUAAAUUUGAAACGUUUUUUAAGUGCUAACUAUUAAUUAUAAAGUUUUAUAACAUUUGAAAAAUGUAAAAUAUAUUUCUUAAUAAUACAAAAAACAAUUCAAGUAAAUCUUAUAUGAAUAUCAAACUUAAAGAAAAAGCAAUUAAAAUAAUAAAACUUAGUUUUUUAUCUAAUAAUCUUAAUGUGUUUUUAAGGAAUAGUUUUUGUAAUAUAAAGUUUUUUGUUUAUGUUCACUUUGUCAUUGACGAUUAGAAUAUUAAUUGCUAAGAUCUUGAUUACAUAUAAAGUAUAUUUAAUUGAAUAAUUACUCAAUAUUUGUAUCCUUCAUAAGAAUGAAGUUGUCCAAAAAAUUGUUAUACUGAUCAGUACAAAAAUUAUAGAAUAUGAUUAAUAAAUGUGAACAUCAACAAGCUUAAAAAUGUAAAUGUGUGUAACACUUA
Messenger RNA from Linepithema humile (Argentine ant), 954 nucleotides. RefSeq names its product barrier to autointegration factor (gene baf). Lineage: Eukaryota; Metazoa; Arthropoda; Insecta; Hymenoptera; Formicidae. The record is from RefSeq and is a predicted model, not a curated record. Gene Ontology annotation, molecular function: DNA binding.